Molecule: messenger RNA, 648 nt
Organism: Racocetra persica
Lineage: Eukaryota; Fungi; Glomeromycota; Glomeromycetes; Diversisporales; Gigasporaceae
Source: the annotation of a GenBank genome assembly
AUGAAUAAAUCAUCGGAAAGAAAAAGGGCUAAUCCCUUAAUUGAUUUAAUAGAAACAGAAAAGAAAUACAUAAGUGAUUUAAGAUGUUUGCUAAAGAGAGUUACAUCCUGUUGGAGUUCUAAGGAUCUUCCUCCGCCCGAAUUGGAUGCACUGUUCCUUGCUAUCGAAGACAUUUAUAAACAGAACAAACAAUUUCAUUCGAAAUUGGCAAAGCUUGGUACAUCCCUUCAGUCCGCAGAAGAAUUUGGAAAUACGUUGGUGAAUGAAAUGGAAGAGCCAUACACAAAUUAUUGUCGAAAGUAUCGACAAGGUUUUGAUUAUAGGAAGGAUAUUGAAGAAAAUUUGGUUUUACAGCAGACUCUAAAUGAUAUUUCUGCUGAAAACAAUCAACCAGUAUCAUUGGAUUACUUUUUUGACAUUCCGUUGAAAAGGAUUCAUUAUUAUAAAAAAUUAUAUAUGCGGUUAUUUAAAAGCACGGAACCUGGUCGUUCCGACCACAUCAUUUUGGCUUCUGCAAACGAAAGGCUUGAUCUCCUUAUUAACUUAGAAAAGCAAGCUAAAGAAUCAAAUUUAAAGGAUCCGAUAAUCACUUCUCAAACGUUGUAUCACACUCACACUGUACCUUCACGUUCAGUGGAAGAACGUGUC